CUGUCCGUUAAAAAGGGCAGUACUUCACUCGGUACCUGACGUAUACAGAAAGUUCUUCCCAUCGUGUAAUCGAUUUAUAUUAAACAUGUAAUUGCAGAUAAGGAAGAAUAGGGUCACUCUAUUUUAAGCGCAUCCGGUGAAGGCAUAUUACCCCAAGGGGUGGGGUCUGCUGUCAUUUAAAGCCAAAGAAAUGAAAAAGCUAUGGUGAUCACGUAAGAGAUAUCACUGAAUAAUAUAACAAUGGCGCGACCUAUUGUACCUAGUCAACAAAAGUUGGCUGAAAAGCUAACUAUUUUAAAUGACAGAGGUAUUGGAAUGUUAACCCGUAUUUAUAAUAUAAAGAAGGCAUGCGGUGAUGCGAAAUCAAAGCCUGGUUUUCUGUCUGAUAAAACUUUAGAGUCUUCUAUAAAGACAAUUGUCAAAAAGUUUCCUAAUAUUGACAUUAAGGCGCUCCAAACAAUUACAAAUUUACGCAAUGAGAUUAUCAAAUCUCUGUCUCUAUACUAUUACACAUUCGUCGAUCUACUAGAUUUCAAAGACAAUGUUUGUGAACUUUUAACUACAAUGGAUGCUUGCGGUGUUCACAUGGACAUCACAAUAAACUUCGAUUUAACCAAAGGGUAUUUAGACUUGGUUGUUACGUACGUGAGUUUGAUGAUACUUCUAUCGCAAGUAGAAGAUCGUAAAGCAGUUCUAGGGUUGUUUAAUGCAGCCCACGAAAUGGUUCAUAGCCAAUCCGAUCCCAGUUUUCCUCGUCUGGGUCAAAUGAUCAUGGAUUACGAUGCGCCGCUAAAGAAACUAUCAGAAGAAUUUGUUCCACAUUCUAAAUUAUUGAAAAAUGCCCUCACUUCGUUGUGGCCUAUUUAUCCAGGAAGAAACUUGUCUGCAGACACAUGGAGAGCAGAUAAAAAGCUAAGUCUGGUCGACAGUCCUGGAAAGAUACUUAAAGCAGUGGCAACCGAUACCAUGUCUUGCGAAACUUUGAGCUUAGACAGAAUAGAAAGAUGGGUUAUUUUAGGUUUCACGCUUUGUCACUCAUUUUUAAGCCAAGAACAGCCUAGUAAACUCUGGACCACAGCUUUAGAGUCGGGUUGGGUUUUAGCCUUGUUCAGAGACGAAGUAAUUUAUAUUCAUCAAUAUAUACAAGUAUUUUUUGAAAGUAUAAAAGGAUAUAGCAAGAGAGUAUCCGAAGUGAAAGAAUGCUAUAAUCAAGCUGUACAGACAGCUGGUUACAGACACAGAGAAAGAAGAAAAUUUUUAAGAACAGCAUUGAAAGACUUAGGGUUAAUUUUAACCGACCAACCAGGUCUUUUAGGACCAAAGGCAUUGUUGGUUUUAAUGGGACUCUCUCACGCCAGAGACGAAGUUCUAUGGCUUUUAAGACACGGCGUUAACCCUCCGACGCAAGGGAAAAGUAAAGGUAGAGGUGGAGAAGAUUUAGUAGAUCGUCAGUUGCCGGAAUUGCUGUUUCACUGUGAAGAAUUAAGAGCAUUAGUAAAGAAAUAUUCUCAAGUACUGCAGAGGUACUACGUGCAAUUUCUGUCGGGAUUCGAUGCUCCUGCUUUAGAUCAAAUGAUUCAAAAUCUUCCAGUGUGCCCCGAAGACGAAGGAGCAAUUCUGAGCGACAUGUGUUCGAAAAUAGCUAGUCUAACUGUAAAACAAGUCGAGGAUAACGAACUUUUCGACUUCCGCGCAUUUCGUUUGGAUUGGUUUAGAUUACAAGCGUAUAUGUCUAUUGCAAAGUGUAACAUGAAUCUUGCCGAUAAUAGAGAAUUAGCGUCCUUUAUGGACACGGUAUUAUUUCAUACCAAAAUGGUAGAUAAUUUGGAUGAAAUGUUGGUAGAAACAUCCGACUUGUCUAUCUUCUGUUUCUACAGUAAAGUAUUCGAGGAUCAAUUUCACAUGUGCUUAGAAUUCCCCGCUCAAAACAGAUACACCGUUGCAUUUCCCUUAAUAUGCAGCCACUUCCAAAGCUGUACACACGAACUCUGUCCAGAAGAACGUCAUCAUAUCCGUGAAAGAAGUCUUUCCGUCGUCAACAUGUUUUUAGACGAAAUGGCUAAAGAGGCAAAGAAUAUUAUCACAGCAAUUUGCGACGAACAAUGUAACAUGAGCGACAAGCUGUUACCAAAACAUUGCGCUUUAUUGAUCUCGCAAGUGGUGAAUCGUAAGAAGAAAGACAAGAAUAAGAAAAACAUGUACGAGAUUCACAAACCGGGUAUAGAAAGCUACAGAAAGACCAGGGAAGAGCUCACCACUAUGGAUAAGCUUCAUAUGGCAUUAACGGAGUUAUGCUACGCUAUCAAUUACUGCCCUACUAUCAACGUAUGGGAGUACACCUUUGCACCAAGAGAAUAUCUGCAUCAGCAUUUAGAAUCAAGAUUCGCCAGAGCACUUGUUGGCAUGGUCAUGUACAAUCCAGAUACUAGUGAAAUCGCUAAGCCGUCGGAACUCUUCGUUAGCGUUAGAUCUUACAUGAACGUCCUUCAGACUGUUGAGAAUUAUGUACACAUAGAUAUAACGCGUGUAUUUAACAAUGCUCUCCUCCAGCAAACGCAAGAAUUAGACAGUCACGGUGAUAAAACUAUUGCUUCUCUGUACACGCAAUGGUAUUCCGAUGUUUUGCUGAGAAGAGUCAGCGCCGGGAACAUUUGUUACUCGGGCAAUCAGAGAGCGUUCGUCAGCUUAUCGGUGGAAGGCGCGAUACCUUUCAACGCAGAGGAAUUCUCCGAUAUCAAUGAAUUGAGAGCAUUGGCCGAACUGAUCGGACCGUACGGCAUGAAGAUGCUAAGCGAGAAUUUAAUGUGGCACAUAGCGAGUCAAGUCCAGCAGCUGAAGAAGCUGGUCGCCGGCAACAAAGACGUUCUAAUCGCUUUGAGAACAAACUUCGAUAAGCCGGAAGUGAUGAAGGAGCAGUUCAAGAGGCUGCAGCAAGUCGAUAACGUACUACAACGAGUUACGAUCAUAGGUGUAAUUCUGAGUUUCAGACAGUUAGCGCAAUCUGCGCUGGUCGACGUCCUGGAAGAACGUAUACCGUUCCUUUUGAGCUCGAUCCUAGACUUCAGACAUCAUUUGCCUUCCGGCGAUCCGAUGCGUGUCGUCUCGGAAAUGACGUCAGCGGCAGGUCUAACUUGCAAAGUCGACCCAACGUUGACUGCAGCACUUAGAAGUCAGAAAUCCGAGGUAGAUGAAGACGAGCAUUUGCUCGUCUGUUUGCUGAUGGUCUUUGUGGCGGUUUCGAUUCCGAAAUUAGCGCGAAACGAGAACUCGUUUUAUCGCGCAUCUCUCGAAGGACACUCGAAUAAUAUACAUUGUAUGGCGACUGCUAUAAACAACAUUUUCGGUGCGUUAUUCACUAUCUGCGGUCAAAACGAUAUCGAGGAUAGAAUGAAAGAAUUCCUUGCUCUAGCGUCAUCUAGCUUGCUCAGAUUAGGUCAAGAAGCCGACAAAGAGGCGAUUAAAAACAGAGAAUCGGUGUACUUACUGCUGGACCAAAUUGUCCAGGAAUCGCCAUUCUUAACGAUGGAUUUAUUAGAAAGUUGUUUCCCAUAUGCAUUAAUACGCAACGCGUAUCACGACGUGUACAAGCUGGAACAUUCACAGCCAUAAACACAUAGGUACACAAUGUACUUUUAGCUUGCCACUCAGGGCUACUUUUUUACGUCCAGAUUUAUUGAAUAUUAUUUAAAACACGGCAUUUUUGUAUAGAUCAAUAUCCUUCUAUUUCAUAUUUGAUACCUGGCUUUGGAUAUACUAUGACAUAAGUACUAUGCUUUGUUUAUCAGUAUUCCGUUGUAUAUCGUACUGGUACAUAAAGGGAUGUUUUAUAUUACAUAGGCGAAGUGUAAAAUGCUGUCUGUCUCAGAAUCGAAACACGUAUGUAUCGUAAAAUAGAUAUCACUCUAUCCGCUACGUUUUUUCUAAUGUACAAUUGUAACUUUUACAAUAGUUUAUAAAAUAAAUAAAAUUAUCUACA
Messenger RNA from Megalopta genalis, 3976 nucleotides. RefSeq names its product Nck associated protein 1 Hem (gene Hem). Gene Ontology annotation, cellular component: SCAR complex. The record is from RefSeq and is a predicted model, not a curated record. Gene Ontology annotation, biological process: cortical actin cytoskeleton organization; cell migration; cell morphogenesis. NCBI's taxonomy places the organism in Eukaryota, Metazoa, Arthropoda, Insecta, Hymenoptera, Halictidae.